Messenger RNA from Schizosaccharomyces octosporus yFS286, 2106 nucleotides. RefSeq names its product WDR70 family WD repeat protein. The record is from RefSeq and is a predicted model, not a curated record. Gene Ontology annotation, molecular function: protein binding. Gene Ontology annotation, cellular component: nucleus; site of double-strand break. NCBI's taxonomy places the organism in Eukaryota, Fungi, Ascomycota, Schizosaccharomycetes, Schizosaccharomycetales, Schizosaccharomycetaceae. The coding region runs from base 130 to 1914 and encodes 594 amino acids. The transcript has 2 exons. Gene Ontology annotation, biological process: regulation of DNA double-strand break processing.
CAACAAUUUCAAAAACGUAGUUGUUUCUAAGUCCUAAAAUAGUUCGGUGGUCCUCACCACCAUAAUUUGAAAAGAAAACUGCAAACCAACAUUAAGUUGAUUUAGGGAAGUAAAUUUAACGGAAUUCCUAUGUCAAGUCGUUCUAAUUCUCCAAUUGCUGAAGAACCUGUCGAAUCGGUGCCUUUUACAUUUGGAAAACAGGCACAACAUUACAAUGCAGCCGCACUCGUAGAACGCUUUGUUCGCCCAAGAGAAUGGAAUAAACUUUCUAAUAUAAAAAACUCCAAUGAAGGAGAAGGUUCCGAUAAUGACAGAGUAGCUGAUACUUCAAAAUCGGGUUCGAACCCUGAGAACUCUGACUCUGACUCUGAAGGAUGGGAUAGUGAAGAUGAGACAGUAGAGUCUGAACUAAAUAUACCAUGUUCUCACCAUGUUGUUCUUCCAAGUCAUUCAAAGAUUGUUUCAACCACAACGUUCGACAAUAAUGGAACUAGACUUUAUACGGGAUCUUUAGAUAACACCAUUUCCUGCUGGGAUUUUGGUGGAAUGGACGCUUCUAGUCCUCGUCCAUUCCAUGUGAUUGACCCAACUAACACAAAUGCUGAUAAUGUAGGUCGCUACCCUGUAAAAAAACUGGAUUGUUCCCAAAAAAACCAAAUAUUAGCCCUGUUUAAUCACUCGCGACCUGUUCUCUAUGAUCGAAAUGGAACGAACAUAACGCAAUUUGCUAAAGGUGACCAAUAUAUACGAGAUAUGUAUAGCACUAAGGGGCAUAUUUCAGAAAUAGAAGACGGAAGCUGGCAACCAAACAGCACCCAAUGGUUUUUGACAUGUGGUGCCGAUAAUACUGCUAGAAUAUGGGAUGUUAAUCGAACAAAAUCGCAAGUUGAGGUAUUUUCUCAUAUAUCUGAGGCUUCUAGAACUGGAAUAAACAGAUCACCAAUUACUAGUUGUGCAUGGAAUCCCAUAGAAAUUAAUCAAUUUGUAACUGCUGCAUAUGACGGAACCUUGGAAGUAUGGCAGAGAGGUUCGCGAACCCGUCACCCAUCCUUGAAAAUACCUCAGGCUCACACGUCACAAGUCCGUGCUACUUCUUUAAGUUAUUCGGCAGACGGAGUUUACCUUCUUGGAAGAUAUGAGGACAAUGUCGUAUCACUUUGGGACAUGAGAAAUACGAAAACUCUAUUACAGCAGGUAUCGGACGUACCUACUCCAAAAGCCGGUGCAAAUGCUAUAUUUUCUCCUGAUAGAAAACACAUAUUACUAGGAACGGCGGCUAAUGAAGAUAGCAAUGGAAGUCUACGUGUCUUGGAUGCGCUCACUUUAGAGAAGAAGGCUGAUCUAGUAUUUGAUGUGCAAAGCAGUGUUCGUCAUUCAGUUAACGCCGUUUCUUGGAAUGAUAGAAUUAAUCAAAUUGCUGUUGGGUUGUCUACUGGGGAAUCCGUUGUUUUAUUUUCAGCAUCUGGAUCUGUCCGCGGAAUAAAAGAUUCUGCUUCAAAACCACCAAAAAUAAAACAUGUCGAUGAUGAUUUACAAAACACAGUACAUAUCAAUGCCCUUAGUGGCUCUGUCGGUGAUGCUAAUGAAUUUGGAUUAGUUGAGGAAUCAAAUGAAUCGGUAACAAACUACUACUACAAUUCUCGUCGUCAACGUAAUGCCGUCCGGAAAGACCCUAAGCGCUCUAGACAACCUGAACUUGGUCGAGUGGUCGAAGAAAAUACAAGUGAUGUUCCUCUUGCGGACAUGAAAGACGAAGAUCCUCGUGAGGCUUUACUGAAAUAUGCCGAUGUUGCUGAAUCCGAACCCAUGUUUACUAAACUCUACACGAAAACACAGCCAAAGACUCUAUAUAAAAGCUCUGAAAGUGGCUCGCAGGAAGAUGAGGGGUCUUCAAAGAGGCAGAGAACGAAUUAAUGGUAUAUUGACGAAUGAUUAUUUGCUGAAAACACUAUUGACAUGUAAAAUUGAAAAAGAUGAAAAUGAUCGUCUACGGGACUUUUUGGAGCACUUUAAAUUUAAAGUUCAUGUUCAAGGAAUAUUAGGAACAGAAUGUAUACUUUAUUAAUUAGAUCGAGUUAUAUAUACAAAUUUAUUUAUAAUGUUGGU